CUCGUGGCUCGCGCUGACGUGGGCCGCAUUUGCAGGCGAUCAACGUGCCCCAGCUGGUGGAGCUGCCGGUGGGCGACAACCUCGAGGACCACGCGCGCGUCGCCGGCCUCGAGUUCUCCUGCGGCCCGCCCCUGUGCGUCGUGGACGGGGCUAGCCGGGUCCGCGACAUGUACACGUACGCGACCACGCGCACCGGCCCGCUGGCCGAGGGUAUCGGGCUCCAGUACAGCGCCUUCUUCCGCACCGACCUGGACCCGCCGCCGCCGGCGGGCACCGGGCCCCCGGCCAAGCAGCCCGACUUGCAGAUCCUGUUCCUGGCCAACCUCGAGAUGGAAAACGGCGGGCGGUGCCUGAUUAGCGAGCCCUGGCGGUGGAACCGCCUCCAGUGGACGCCGGCCGUGCUGCACCCGCGAAGUCGCGGCCGGGUGCACCUCAACCUCGCGGACCCGCUGGGGCAGCCCAUCGUGGAGCUGGGCUACCUCUCCGACGAGGGCGGCCACGACCUCGCCGUCCUCGUGGAGGGGCUGAAGAUGGGCGUCGCGCUGGGAGACUCGCUGGCCAAGUUGGGGCUCACCAUCAACAAGGACAACACGCGCACCCCCUUAUGCAGACACCUGUCGUUCGGAUCGGACGAACACCUGCGGUGCGUGGCCCGAACCACGACCAACACCCUCUGGCACUGGACGGGGACGUGCCGGAUGGGUCGCGAGGACGACGACGCGGCCGUCGUGGACUCGAAGCUCCGCGUCAGGGGCGUGCGCGGCCUCCGGGUGGCGGACGCGUCAGUCAUGCCCUCCGUGACCAGCGGCAACACCAACGUGCCCACCAUCCUGGUCGCCGAGCGCGCCGCCACCAUCAUCCUGGGCGACCACGGCCUGCUGCCGAGGAUGAACUAAAGCCGAGCGCGGGCGCGAUGAUUCCCUGA
This is a messenger RNA of Frankliniella occidentalis (western flower thrips), 925 nucleotides long. RefSeq names its product glucose dehydrogenase [FAD, quinone]-like. NCBI's taxonomy places the organism in Eukaryota, Metazoa, Arthropoda, Insecta, Thysanoptera, Thripidae. The transcript has 3 exons. Gene Ontology annotation, molecular function: flavin adenine dinucleotide binding; oxidoreductase activity, acting on CH-OH group of donors. The record is from RefSeq and is a predicted model, not a curated record. The coding region runs from base 168 to 896 and encodes 242 amino acids.